AUAUUUCGACAAGCAGCUCGCAUCACAAGUCACAACGGCUACCUUCCGAAGAAGAAUUACAGCUCACGAUUCACACGAAGAAUUGAAAACUUUUGAAGGCAAAAUGUCCAAAGCUUCACCAUCAAACAUGGCUGCCGGAAUUGCGGCGUUGCUGGUCUUCAUCGUCAAACUGAUACUGAACUACCUCAGUGGCGGUGGAAAGGGACCUUUUCCAAGGAGCAAUACAAACGUUUCGAAUGUAUUCUACUUAGAAAUCACUCCAGCCGGCUGGGCUUUCUCAAUAUGGGGUGUAAUUUACACUUUGAACGGAGGCUACAUCAUCUACGGUUUAUCAACGCUAUUUCGAGAUUUCCCUGCGAUAUUUUCCGUCAAAUUCUUCCUGUCUUGUAUAGUCAGUGAUGCUUUCAAUAUUGCUUGGCUGUUCGCUUUUUCCUACUUGGAAAUCGGUUGGAGUUGUGCUGCGAUAAUCAGCUAUACCCUAGGAUUGUAUACGGUCCUUGCCAUUAUAUACAAGAAUUACCAAUCGCACAAGAAAGAGCUUGAGACACGGUUUAGCAAAGAUGCCUGGGCUAUUAGAAUUUUAGCACAAAACGGUGCAAUGAUGAAUGCGACUUGGGUAUCAAUUGCGACAUUACUCAACGUUGCCAUGGUGAUGCACUACAAAUGGGACGUUGACCUCUCGCUGUCUUGCAACAUCGUUCUUGCGAUUCUAUUGGUCGAGCUUGUGAUUUGGUUCAGUUUGGAAAACUUCAGCAAGCUCCAAAGCCCCCUUAACUACAGUUAUACCGACUGGCCUGUAGUACUGUGGGCACUCUCAGCAAGCCUGGCCAAGAAUUACGACCCUAGUCUAACGAGCUCGAAAUUCACAUUGGCGCUGCUAAUAAUUUCUGUCAUUGCAUUCAUUGUUCGAGUUGCCUUGCAGAUUGUCAGAAACCAUAUCUCAUCUUAUACAACCGUUUAAAAUUACAGAUAAACCUCAUAAAGACUAUCAAAACCUCAGCAUUAGCCCCAUUACUUUUUAGUGAUGACUAAUGUAUUGCGCAUCCGAUACGAAAUUUUUUUGUGAAUAAUUUACUGAAUAAUGUUUAAUUAAAGAUAUUGUAAGAAACAAAUGAUAUAUAUGGAUGCUGGAAUAUUAAUAAAUUGUAUGAUCAGAGACGUUAACUCAGGAUGAAAUAUAUAUAUCAAUAGAACUGUUAGCGUUAGUCAAUCUUAAAUCAUAAUGUGAAGAGUGUAAUUUUUAUCAAGAAUAUA
This is a messenger RNA of Dendronephthya gigantea, 1254 nucleotides long. RefSeq lists its product as uncharacterized. NCBI's taxonomy places the organism in Eukaryota, Metazoa, Cnidaria, Anthozoa, Malacalcyonacea, Nephtheidae. The transcript has 2 exons. The coding region runs from base 104 to 961 and encodes 285 amino acids. The record is from RefSeq and is a predicted model, not a curated record.